Suillus bovinus is the source of this 1684-nucleotide messenger RNA. RefSeq lists its product as uncharacterized. The record is from RefSeq and is a predicted model, not a curated record. The coding region runs from base 337 to 1527 and encodes 396 amino acids. NCBI's taxonomy places the organism in Eukaryota, Fungi, Basidiomycota, Agaricomycetes, Boletales, Suillaceae. The transcript has 4 exons.
UCACUACUUGCACAACUGCACAACUUGGAACGGCCACAAAGUUAAACAUCCGCGCGCUGGAUUAAAUCGUUCAGGAAGGCCUUUGGUGACGUGCCAGGGUUGCACACUAGCAGCCUCUCGGAUCUCAAUAUAAAGGUUGCUUCGUCGAUUGCUUUAUCAAAUGCCAUUGAGCUUUCGACAAAGCAUCCUUUAUAUUGGAUUGAAAGUCUUUGAUUGAUGCACCCUUGGUCAUUGACUGUACAAUUCUUUUUCUUUCUUCUCGUGCACGUAUUAAACUAGAUCUGUUUCGAUGGAUGGCAUGAUGUUGCUUAGAACACUACCUCAGCACUACUAGAUAUGCCAGCUAUCAGACAGGUCCAGGACGCGACCCCAAGCAUGCAGCUAACACUUCCUGGCAACUCGCAAGCGGGGUCAGUUCAAUCACCUGCAACGACGCAGACUUCUAAUACCACGUCUACGUCAUGCUCAGCAGCUCUCCUGGCCAAUCUCAGAUCCCGAGAAGGUGGAACUAUCAAAAAACUGCAGCCUAAGCGCCGACUCAAGCCUGAGGGACCUUCAAUACCCGAGCACAUAAAGAACCGCGACCUGCAAUGGUUCAAAGCACAACUUGAAAAGAAAGCAGCUGCUUGUGAUCCGAAGAUUUCGAGUCCUAUGGUGGAUCUAACUGCUCAACCUGGUACGCCUGUAUUAUUGAAUAAUGUAGCAGGAACCCCUGUCGCAGAGAAAUCGAAGCCGUUUGGCAUGCCAGGGGGGAUGUAUCCGAGACCGCCACCCAGUGGAAUGAUGACAACCAACCAACCUACAGCUACAGGAAUCAUUCAUCAUUCGAGUACUCUUGUCUGGGCCCCAGCUUCUGUAGACGUCAAGCAGCCUAACGAAGGAAAAGGCGAAUGUCAUUCAUAUCAAGUUACUGCUCCGCAGGCCAACUUCCCAAGAUUUGGAGGGGACAUGGCUGUGAUGGUAUAUCGGCAAGGACUUAAAUCAGCUCUUGGGACCCUUACCAUCACUUUCAACUUCGAAUAUUCACAUUAUUACCACAUAGCCCGUUGGGUGACGUCGAAGCGUAGUCCUCAGUCCUCGCUAACCUCAGAUUUGGAAGAAAGCGUCUGUAUAUCGCUCGCUUGCUAUCAUCUCCCAAGUCUCCCAUCCAAUCCACUAAAAGGUGACGAAUCUGCGUCACGCUUUGAGAUACUGAAGUACUCGCAAUGUUCGUGGCCCACAUCUGGGGACCUCUCACUAAAGACGAAGCGGGACGGGAAGGAUAUUUUCAUUCCGCUAGCUCCACCAAUUUUCGUUACUCCAGACAAUUGCGUCGAUAUCUCUGCUUUUAUCAGAAAUGGAGAAAAUUCAUUCUCAAUGGUCCAACAGAAGGACAUGUCAAAUUAUUUGUUUGUAUUCCACGCCCACCAUCCUACGCCGGAGCAACUUAGUUAUCUCGCUUCGUGCAGUCGUGUGCGCGAGGAGUGGACGAAGAGCAUAAGUGACCUUUGCAAGUUUGAGCCGAAGGAAUCGCUAUGGGGGGAAUGAUUGUUUUCAGAAGUUGUGACUUGCGUCCGUAAAGUACGGAUCACAAAUCUCAACCGCAAUGCCGCGGUACGAACGUAACCGUGACUGUAGUAGACCAAUAAUUAGUAUUUUCGUAAUGAGAGGGAGGAUAUGUCGUACUUGUAUACUGUAGAGAUGC